AUGGCACCCAAUGUUGAAGAUUUGCGCAAGGCCGCGUUCGACGCCGAGAAGGAUCUCAACUCCUACCAAGCCAAGCAGGGUCUUGGAAAAAAGAGUGAUUCCACUCUUGAGUCUGGAGUCGAUGAAAUGGCCAACAAACGCUUUGCCGACGCCGGAGCUAGUCUAAAGUAUGGCCCUGGUGCAACCGCCUCCGGCAGUGACCACCGUAAGGUUCCUGAGGAUGAGGGUGGUACUCGCGAUGACCGGGGAAGACUUCCCGAAGCUGGUCAAUUCAAUGGAUCUGGUGGCCCCGAAGAUAACGUCAAGAUCGACUCUGAGAACCGACCAGGAGAUCAGAAUGCACUGAACCUGCAGGAUAUGAAGCAGCGUGGAAUCUCGAAGUGA
Messenger RNA from Penicillium verhagenii, 384 nucleotides. RefSeq lists its product as uncharacterized. The transcript is spliced from 3 exons. NCBI's taxonomy places the organism in Eukaryota, Fungi, Ascomycota, Eurotiomycetes, Eurotiales, Aspergillaceae. The record is from RefSeq and is a predicted model, not a curated record. The coding region runs from base 1 to 384 and encodes 127 amino acids.